AUGGAUGCGCAAAGUAGCGAGUGCAGUUUUGUCGACCAUGGCCAGGAGGUCGAGCUGGGCGUGGGGGCGCGGCCGGAGUGGAGCGUAGACAAGCCGGGGGGCGCCAUGUGCGACGACGAUGAUGAUGACGACGACGACGACAGCGACAUCGCGGUGGGCGGCGAAGUACUGCGGAGCGUAGAGAACGUCUCCAACGCCGCGUCCAUCUCGGGGGAGGCGUCUGGGCUGUCGGCCGCGAUGCGGAAGGCAGCGCUGCACGCCGAACGUCUGCUGCGGGCAAAUCAGCAACUCGUGGGUGAGAAUGAGGCACUCACGAAGGCCAACUCCGCCCUUGCGGCGUUGAAUCAAUCACUUACGCGCCACAACGACGCAUUUGCGGAAGCGCUCGCGUCGCUUUCGCGGAAGCAGGAGUUUUCGCAGCACGCCCUUGUAGAGCUGUCGCGCGAGGUGCGCGAAAUCAAGGCGGCGGUGAAGUUUCUGGUGGAGGUGGCCGCAAAGGGCGGCCAGGCUGUGGGUCCAAGAGAGUGA
Molecule: messenger RNA, 528 nt
Organism: Trypanosoma rangeli
Lineage: Eukaryota; Euglenozoa; Kinetoplastea; Trypanosomatida; Trypanosomatidae
Exons: 1
Coding region: 1-528 (175 amino acids)
Source: RefSeq, a predicted model, not a curated record